AUGCUUAUUACGACUGCUCUAAAACGACUAGCUCUCAAUGCUGGUAUUAAUACUUCUCCUGUUAUGCGUGCAGCGCCCACUGGUGUUGCUAUACUAAUAGUCGAACGCUUCAUUCUUUAUUUAGACUGCCUGUUGCUUAUGAUUCUUGAGGAAGAUCUGGUUGCCGAGGAUUAUGAGCAGUAG
This is a messenger RNA of Talaromyces stipitatus ATCC 10500, 183 nucleotides long. RefSeq lists its product as uncharacterized. The record is from RefSeq and is a predicted model, not a curated record. The transcript has 2 exons. The coding region runs from base 1 to 183 and encodes 60 amino acids. NCBI's taxonomy places the organism in Eukaryota, Fungi, Ascomycota, Eurotiomycetes, Eurotiales, Trichocomaceae.